UCGCUUUGUUUUGCUCCAAGAUGGCUGCGGGGAUGUAUUUGGAACAUUAUCUGGACAGUAUUGAAAACCUCCCCUUUGAACUACAGAGAAACUUUCAGCUCAUGCGUGACCUGGAUCAAAGAACAGAGGACCUGAAGGCUGAAAUCGACAAGUUGGCCACCGAAUACAUGAGUAGCGCCCGCAGCCUGAGCUCAGAGGAAAAACUGGCCCUUCUCAAACAGAUCCAGGAAGCCUAUGGCAAGUGCAAGGAAUUUGGUGACGACAAGGUGCAGCUUGCCAUGCAGACCUACGAGAUGGUGGACAAGCACAUUCGCCGACUAGACACGGACCUGGCCCGUUUUGAGGCUGACCUGAAGGAGAAACAGAUUGAGUCGAGUGAUUAUGACAGCUCGUCCAGCAAAGGCAAAAAGAGUGAGGAGGGGGGUGGGGCUUGUGAGCAGUGGGAUCCAGCUUCAGGAGGACCGACAGACCGACUGGUGCCCAGAGCUGGCAUGGCUGCAGUUAGGAGGGAUAGGAGGGAAGGGCUUCAGGGCGGACUUGGAGCCAGCGAGCAGGGAGGAGGACUUAACUUGGCUGGCCAUCUCCCUGCCUUCCGGCCAUUCCCCUCUGCCCUAGGUCGGACUCAGAAGGAGAAAAAGGCUGCCCGAGCCCGCUCCAAAGGAAAGAACUCUGAUGAAGAAGCCCCCAAGGCUACCCAGAAAAAGUUAAAACUUGUGCGCACAAGUCCUGAGUAUGGGAUGCCCUCAGUGACCUUUGGCAGUGUCCAUCCCUCUGAUGUGUUGGAUAUGCCUGUGGAUCCCAACGAACCCACCUAUUGCCUUUGUCACCAGGUCUCCUAUGGAGAGAUGAUUGGCUGUGACAACCCUGAUUGUUCCAUCGAGUGGUUCCACUUUGCCUGUGUGGGGCUGACAACCAAGCCUCGGGGGAAAUGGUUUUGCCCACGCUGCUCCCAAGAAAGAAAGAAGAAAUAAAUCAGGGCCUUGGACUCCACCACAGCUCUUCCAUAUCCCCUCACCUGGCUAUCGGGGAGCGGAAAGCCUGUGCUGGACUAGGUGGUCCAGGGAGAGAUGGACAGCGCUGGCUGUGCUGCCUUGGCCCCUCUCCCCACUCCUGGUGCUGAGGCUGCGGCCACACCCCAACACAGGGGGUGCCCCAGCCACUAAGUUUGUGCUCUCAUUCAGUUCACCCCUUGAGAGGGAAGUGGUCUUGUCCACUGACCUUCUGCCUCCAUGCCGAGGUUGGUGCUGUAUCCUGAAGGGAUGGGAUGGUCCUCUUUCCUCCCUCUGCUUUGUACUUAAGGACAAAGGGGGCAGUAGUAUAUACGGGCCAGCGGGCGCUCCCCAGCCUUCUCCCCACCCUCCAGCCCCUAGGAAAGGGGUUUUGAUGUGAUCAAGUUUCUUCAUUACUUCCUGCAUUUUCCAUGAGGCUCCCCCAGAUUGUCUGGGCUUCGAUCUUAGUAGAAGGGGCACCCCACCCCCAUCCCCAUGCCAAAAGGUUGAUAGGACCUUGUGAGCGAGUGGGAGGGGGGCCACAGGGGAUGCUGGGCUCUCGUGAGAGGGUUGGAGAGGGUGAAUAAAAGCUAUCCGUGUU
This is a messenger RNA of Suncus etruscus (white-toothed pygmy shrew), 1590 nucleotides long. It is a transcript of the gene ING4, whose product is annotated as inhibitor of growth family member 4. Gene Ontology annotation, biological process: regulation of DNA-templated transcription; positive regulation of apoptotic process. NCBI's taxonomy places the organism in Eukaryota, Metazoa, Chordata, Mammalia, Eulipotyphla, Soricidae. Gene Ontology annotation, cellular component: nucleus. Bases 21 to 971 code for a protein of 316 amino acids. The record is from RefSeq and is a predicted model, not a curated record. The transcript has 7 exons.